AUGAGGGCCACCGCAGUAGCUGGCCUGGCCGGCCUCGCGGGCUUGAGCUGUGCUGGAGAAACAACCUACCACAACCCGAUCAUCCCGGGCUUCCACCCAGACCCAAGCUGCAUCUUCGUGCCAGAAUGGGACAACACGCACUUCUGCGCCGUUUCCUCCUUCAUCGCUUUCCCAGCCAUGCCAGUGUUCGCCAGCAAGGACCUGGUCAACUGGAAGCUGAUCAGCCACGUCCAGAACAGACCAUCGCAGUCUCCGACGGCCGGCAACCUCACCAGAAGUUCCGGAGGCUGGUACGCUCCAACGCUGCGCUACCACGAGGGGAAGUUCUACGUGAUCAAUGUGGAUGUGGAUGCGCCGUCGCCGAGUUCGGGCAUCUUCACGACCACAGAUCCUUAUGAUGAUGCGGCGUGGAGUGAUCUGCUUCCCGUCGAGAUCGGUGGGUACGACCCAGACAUCUUCUUCGAUGAGGACGGCACUAUCUAUUCUCAAGCCGCCAUUACGAUCAACGAUGAUCCUUUCACAACAGAGAUUCAGCAGUUCACUAUCGAACUUCCUUCUGGAAACACCACGCCCCGGAAGUCUCUAACCAACGGCACCAACGUUCAACCACCGGAAGGUCCGCACAUGUACUACAAAGACGGCUGGUAUUACUUGCUGUUGGCAGAGGGUGGUACGGCCUUGGACCAUCAGGUCACCAUCUCCCGCUCCCGGAAGCCCACUGGCCCUUUCAAGCUGGGUCCAGCGAACCCGAUCCUCACCGCAGAACCAGACUCCCUCUUCCAGACGGUCGGCCACGCAGAUCUCUUCCAAGACGCUGAAGGGAACUGGUGGGGAGUCGCUCUGUCCACUCGCUCGGGCCCGGAAUACGUGCACUGGCCCAUGAACCGCGAAACCGUCCUGUACCCAGUCUCCUGGCCAAAGGGCGAGUGGCCAGUGCUCGACCAUGUUCGCGGCACCAUGUCUGGUCCAUUGCCACCUCAGAACCUCGACGUGCCUGGUACUGGCCCGUUCGUCAAAGACCCGGACCACUACACCUUCCCUCGCGGCUCACCCCUACCACGCCACUUUACCUUCUGGCGCUUCCCGCACGAGGAGAAAUACACCAUCUCCCCACCAGGUCACGCCAACAGCCUGCGCCUGUCUCCCUCCAAUGCCAACCUCUCCCAGUUCCCGGCUUUCGACCCGCUCGCCGGCCAGACGUUUGUUGGUCGCCGCCAGGUCGAUACGCUGUUUAAGUAUAGUGUUGACAUGGAGUUCGCGCCGUCUAGCAAGGGAGAAGAGGCUGGUGUGACCAUGUUCCUGGCUUCCGAGCGCCAUGCUGAUUUGGGGGUUGUGUACAGCAAGGGCGCACCACACCUGCGCUUCCGUGCCAAUGGUCCUGAUGCGCCGGCGACAGUCGUAAAGCCGCUGCCCAAGGGCUGCGAGGAUGGCAUUAGUUUCCAGAUACAUGCGUUCAACUUCACGCACUACUCGUUCUCGGCUGGACCGCGACAUGGUGGGAGGAUGGAGGAUAUUGCUCUGGUGAACAACACGCUGUUCUCCACUUCGUUCACCGGUGUAUUUGCCGGCAUCUACGCCACAACGAACGGCAACGGUGAAGAGGGUACUCCUGCAUACUUUAAGAACUGGCGGUACCAGGGUCUGGGUCAGGCGGGCGCCAUCGAUAAAGAUGGGAGUGUAGAGUACUACCCAAGCAACGGGCAGGAAUAA
Messenger RNA from Saxophila tyrrhenica, 1710 nucleotides. RefSeq lists its product as uncharacterized. Lineage: Eukaryota; Fungi; Ascomycota; Dothideomycetes; Mycosphaerellales; Extremaceae. The transcript has 3 exons. Gene Ontology annotation, biological process: carbohydrate metabolic process. The record is from RefSeq and is a predicted model, not a curated record. Bases 1 to 1710 code for a protein of 569 amino acids. Gene Ontology annotation, molecular function: hydrolase activity, hydrolyzing O-glycosyl compounds.